AUGGUUCAACGAGCAACAGCAACGUGCUUCUGCGGCGCCGUGCAGCUUGAAUUUCCCGCAGAAGGAGAAGACAUGGUGGAUUCUUUUAUAUGCAAUUGCACAGAUUGUCGGAAGAUCACAGCAUCGAUGUUCGCGUCGAACUUCAUUGUCAAGGACAGCUCGAUGAAACAUGUCCGCGGCGAAGAGAAGCUCACGCAAUAUGCGCAAAAUAAGACGAUCGAAAGCGGCAACACCAUGACCAACUUCUUCUGCAGCGUCUGCGGAACGCUCAUGUACCGUCGCUCUUCCGGCUUCCCUGGAAUGUCCAUUACUCGCAUAGGCACCGUUGAUGACUUCAGCCUGCACGAAACAUUACUUAAGCCAAGAAUAGAGCAAUUUACAAAGGAUCGCGUGAGUUGGUUCCAUGGUGGAGACGGUGUCGAGCAAGUCGAAGGCAACUACUACGCCGGCGGCAAGUAG
This is a messenger RNA of Baudoinia panamericana UAMH 10762, 459 nucleotides long. RefSeq lists its product as uncharacterized. The transcript has 4 exons. NCBI's taxonomy places the organism in Eukaryota, Fungi, Ascomycota, Dothideomycetes, Mycosphaerellales, Teratosphaeriaceae. The record is from RefSeq and is a predicted model, not a curated record. The coding region runs from base 1 to 459 and encodes 152 amino acids. Gene Ontology annotation, molecular function: carbon-sulfur lyase activity.